AAAACCAUCUUCUACAUCUGAAUGAUGCAGAAAUGGGAGUUCGAAAAAUAUUUUUAGCCAAUUACCAAAUUCACUAUUUUCGUCUUUUAUCUUACUUUAUGCCACCAAGCUUGACCUAAAUGAAAACGGCAACCAAUUAUCAUAACACCGGAAAAUAUUUCACGUACAGCUUCAUGACUGCCGAUUUCAAAAUCUAAAUAGAUGUUCCAGCAAACAUUAAUUUUAUUAAUGUCCAUUCAAUGGUAAAUGAUACUAUCAUUCAAUUAAAAAUGACUACAAGAUUGCGAUUCAGAAAACUAAUGGAAAAGUAAACAAAGGCCUAAAAGAUAUAUCGCAAUCGCCUAAUUCAUUUCAUCAAAAAAAUACAUUCAUAAAACGAUUUUCUUGUGAAAAAGUCAAUUUUAUAAAAUAUAGCAAUCACCAGAUUGUUGUCGUUUAAUUAUUAUUAUUAUUAUUAUUAUUGUCCAAAUCUCGGUUGAUUCAUAAAAAAAUAAUGGCUUCAGGUGCUUCAGGCGCUUCAGGUGCAUCUGCGCUAAACUUGGAAAACUAUAAGGAAUAUAUGGACAAUAUUACCAAUGAAAUACAACAGAAGUUUACUUUAAUAGGAGACAUCAAUUUGAUAGCUCAAGAACAUAUUCGCAAGAUUGACAAAUUAGAAAUUAAUUUUAUGUCAAAUGUAAAAAUCUCAUCUGCUGACAAGAAAAAGAAAACUCAAUCUGACAUACAACAUCAUUAUAAUAUAGCUCGAAAAUACCGUGAUGAAUCAGUUCAACUAGCUGUUAACAGUGUGAAAUAUGUGGAAAAACAAAUGAGUGAAUUAGAUUCAGAAAUAGCAAGACUUGAAAUUCAAAUUUAUGACAAAGUCGCCAAAAAUAAAGAAGAAAGUCUACAAAAACUAGGACGUGCAGAGAAAACUAAAAACGAAGAAAUUAAAAAGGAAAAAGCCUCAAAUGAAAAAAAAACGGCUCCAAACAAAACAUCUAAAAAAAAGCGAAAUAGAAAAG
Melanaphis sacchari is the source of this 1004-nucleotide messenger RNA. Its product is annotated as inhibitor of growth protein 5-like. Gene Ontology annotation, cellular component: nucleus. The record is from RefSeq and is a predicted model, not a curated record. Lineage: Eukaryota; Metazoa; Arthropoda; Insecta; Hemiptera; Aphididae. Gene Ontology annotation, biological process: regulation of DNA-templated transcription.